Protopolystoma xenopodis is the source of this 393-nucleotide messenger RNA. The record is from the annotation of a GenBank genome assembly. Lineage: Eukaryota; Metazoa; Platyhelminthes; Monogenea; Polystomatidea; Polystomatidae.
CCGUGCGGCAAGAGGCACUUGUUCUGCUCCACCGCUAUUAUCGAGCCGCCCGAGAUGGCCGGCGAAGAAGAGCCCACCAGACCGCCGCCGCCGCCGCCGCCACCGCCGCCGCCAAUCCCCACUCCGCUCACCAGCCCACUGACGACGGCCGAGGCCGAGCUGCCCAAGCCUCCGACGCCGCUGCCGCCGCCGCUUGUGCAACUGCUGAUGCCGCCGCCGCUAGUGCCGCCGGAGCAGACGGCGAUAGCGUCGCCCAGGGACCCGGUGUCCAGCGAGCAGGCUGCCACUCGGUCUCGUCCGCUGGCUGCGGUAGCCGCAACGCCAGAGUCGAUCUGCAAGAUUUGGCCCACAGAAUGCUUCAAUUCUGUGCGUGGAGAAGCGGUAAAACAGUGA